This is a messenger RNA of Cooperia oncophora, 495 nucleotides long. The record is from the annotation of a GenBank genome assembly. NCBI's taxonomy places the organism in Eukaryota, Metazoa, Nematoda, Chromadorea, Rhabditida, Trichostrongylidae.
AUGAACAUCUCGAGCGAAGGCAGUCAUAUGGCCAUCAUUCAGUAUGCCGAGACUCCACGACUCGAAUUCACCCUCAAUCAGUACACCCAUCCCACUCAGCUGGAAUGGGCAAUUCAACGGAUCAAUUUCCUCUCCGGAGCUACCAAUACGGGCCAAGCGCUGAAAUUGGCGCUUGAUCGGGGAUUUGACGGUGCGCGAGGAGGAGAUAUCCCCAAAGUGGCAGUGGUUGUAACGGAUGGACAAAGUCAGGUGAGUUUUACCACAAGAUAUUCUGUAAUCGCAUUCAGUUCUUCUACUCUCACAUUCGAAAGCAGCACAGCAUAUUUCAUAUUUGAAUUUCCGAUCACUGGUAAUCCUGUGAGAGUUUUCACAGUGGAAUCCUUUGAACAACUCGACAAGUCGCUUGCCGAUUCGCUAACUUGGGACAUGUGCAAAACCGAAUUCAGUAAGUUGUUCUCUCUUUCUUUCGAGCUAGAUUUCUGGCAGUCAUUUUGA